GAGAACUUCAACUUUUGACUCCUGAAGAUACUAAUCGACCAAAACAAUACGCCCGUGCCACUGAAGCGGCAAGUAGAGAGCCACAGCGAAGGUUGGACCAUACUACUAGAGCUUUGAUUCGAGUUUGUCGGAGUUUUCGCUCCUCCUCACACUUAUCCGACAUUUGAAAAACAUCCUUCCACAGGUCCGGGUAUCCGGUCGCUUAUCGCGCAUUGUCGCUCACAUCUUGAUAUUCGAUAAAAUGGUUCACAAAGUUCUCUUCUGGAGCGGCUUCGGCAUCGCCGUCCGUCUCUGGCAACUCGGUAUCGAAAUGCGCCCUCUCCUGGGCAAGGAAUCCCUCUGGGUCUACCCCCUCUUCGCAGGUGUUGGAGGAAGCUUCGGUUAUUGGUUGCAAGGUGUUGAGAGCAGACAACAAAAGAUUCUCGCUGAACGACGAGAAGCCAUUCUUGAGAAGCGUCGACGAAGGGAUGAGCGCGAAGGUCUAAUUUCUAGAGCGGAGGAGGCUGGUGUUUUGGCUGCGACUUCUUGAAAAAUUUAUCCUUUUCCCUCGCGGUGAUUGAAAGAGUUCGAAGGAUAUCUGAAAUGAGGUCUAGGAUGAUGACAUGUCUAGGCCUCACUUGUACCACGAAUCCGCUGCAAAGCGUUCUCCAGAUAAGCGGGUUCAUAGAUUCAUGUAUUUCAAUAUUAAAUAAAAAUUUUACUUGUUGACCUGUAC
Talaromyces stipitatus ATCC 10500 is the source of this 715-nucleotide messenger RNA. Its product is annotated as NADH-ubiquinone oxidoreductase 14 kDa subunit, putative. The coding region runs from base 242 to 529 and encodes 95 amino acids. NCBI's taxonomy places the organism in Eukaryota, Fungi, Ascomycota, Eurotiomycetes, Eurotiales, Trichocomaceae. The record is from RefSeq and is a predicted model, not a curated record. The transcript is spliced from 2 exons.